AAUAGUCACACGACUACAACUUCCGGUAGUCUUGUGAGAGGAGAUAGCAGAAUCCGAACCUAGAAUUCAGCUGGCACUCUUUAAAUUUUGUUUAACAAUUUCUUUUUCACAAGCGGUAUAAACAUGGCUGGAAUGAGUGAUACAGAAGUCCAAGGACAGGUAAAGCUUUUUUUUUUACAGUUUACUUUUUAUUAAUACCAGUCAUUCAGUACAAAUUAUAAAUACAAGUGAAGUCAAGGAUCCUCCAAAAAAACCAGCCUCCGCUACCGGUAUUUUAUCUAACUUAAAAGGAUCAUGAGUGUAACAUCAACGUCAUUGACUCUUUCUUGAUUAAUAAAUAUUUUCAAAUAUAAUUCUAUGUCUAUCACCUUACUCAAGUAUUUCUCUUGUCUUGCAGAUCAAACAUAUGAUAGCCUUCAUUGAACAAGAAGCAUCAGAGAAAGUUGAGGAAAUAGAUGCCAAGGUCAGUCACAAAUUAUGUUAUCAAUGAGUGUUCUGUACACCUCAGUAAAUAUAAAUUUAUAGGAAAUAAUACAGACUUCAAUAUACACUUUUAAAGCCAGGUUCUGUUUGGAUUUUAGUGGACAAAUAAUUGUGUUUGGGCUAACGUAAAAACACACUCACUGUACUACUUACUACUACUACCUACCCAAACAUGUUAAUUAAUUACAAGGGACGUAGUCUACUUCAGUAGUUAAAUAAGAGUAUAAAGUAUAAUCCAAAUUUACCAAAACCUGUAAUAAUUAAAGAUUCAUUUAACAGACUGUCAAAAAUUUUGUUUCAUGCGUUGCUGUUAUCAUAUAUUAUGUCAUAUAAGGCCUAAUGUUCAUGGUUGAUGAAUCUAGCCAAUCUAGUGGUUUUAAAAUCAAUAUCAGAUAAUCAUAACAAUUAUUUAUAAAAUAUAGAUGUUUAAAUAUUUUCUUCUGUUAUCUUUUUUUUUUUAAAUAAAGGCUGAAGAGGAGUUCAACUUAGAGAAAGGUCGUUUGGUCCAAAGUGCCAGGGCUAAAGUUAUGGACUAUUAUGACAAAAAGAUAAAGCAAGUUGAGCUUCAAAAGAAAAUGUAAGUUCAAGGAGUAAAAAUAUUUAGCUUUAUGUUGGUGGUCCUUUUCAAAGUUAUCUUGGUGAAAAGCUAUUACUGGUGUCUACUAAACAAAAUGCACUAGUGUAGUAACAUACUUUUGUGUUUUUCAGCCAGCAGUCCAAUCUUUUAAACACAUCACGUCUUCAAAUCCUCAAAAGAAAGGAAGAGUUACUUAAUGUAAGUGCACUAAAAAAGUUGCUAGAGACAGUAUUUAAUGUAAGUUUAUUGCUAUGGCUAUGACUCAAUAUAAUGAUGAAAGAUUAUUUGCUUGUUGUGCUUAGGACUGAAAUGUACAAUGAAUAAUUUGUGUCUUUUUCAAUCAUAAAGGACCUGCUUGAUGAGGCCAGAAGAUCAGCCCAUAAGACUGUUAAUGAAGAUCCAGCUAGGUACAGAGAAACAAUGAUAACACUCACUCUUCAGGUAUAUUGGUGUCAUUGUUAGCAUUGCUAUAAUCAUUCACUUAGUACACUGUCCUGAUAUAAAGGAAACCUUUUCAUAAAGAUGAAAUCUAAUGGUAAAUAUUUUUUUUUUUUUUUAAAUUACAAAACUUGUUUUAUUUCUUAAUUAAUGUUAAAUGUUAUUUAAACUAUAGUUUCUGUUUGAAAUGACCACCAGUAGCUUCAACUCAGGCGUCGAGACACACUCUCCAUUGACCAAACAUUAUUGAAAGGGUUCCCCCAUUUUUUCCCAGAUCCAGUGUAUUUAGCAUUACCAUGUCAAUUUAUCAUUCACAAAGCAUUGCUAUGUAAAUUUUCCAUUCAAAAAGUAAAGAUCAUUGGAUUACAUUAUGAAAUAUGAGUCAUUUUAUUUGUUGCCAAGUGAAACCAUCAUUGACCUAUCAAAUUAUGUAUCCCAUAAUGCAGGGCCUUGCCCAGCUUUUGGAGCCAAAGAUCACUGUACAAGUUAGGCAACAAGAUGCUGAGUUGAUGAAAGUAAGUGCCUUUGAUUAUUGAAUAAGAAAGGAAGUUGUGUUAAAUAUAAUAAAAUUUUCUUAACUAUUUAACCCAUUAACUGUGGUUGGCCGAUGUUCUCUUCCUAUUCUGUGUCGGCAGAUUAAAUUGGCAGUUUAAAAUUGUGUUGAAAGAACAACUUCCAGUCCGAUAUUUUACACUAAAUAAAACGACUUAAUAAAUUAACUUCCGUUUUUCGCUUUUCUGUGUCCGUUUUUUAAACAUACGAGUUAUUUUUACAACAAUCUUUAUCUAACAAAUUUGUGUAAGUAGAUUUUCGCAAAAUGGAUGAGGCCAUAGCUGGACCAUCUGGCUUACAAAAGAAUCAGUAAUCUUUUGGAUAACUUUUUAGUUAAUGGCUUAAGUGAUUCGGGAGAUGAUUUUCCGAUCACACGCGAAGUCAAUAAUUCCGAUUAUUUUUCUAGUGGGUCAGAAAGUGAAAGUUUGGACGAUUUAGACCUAGGCAUAGAAGGAGUAGGCGUUGCCGCCGCAACAACAGCACUCAACUUGAACAUGUCACUAACCAAGACCUUAAGAAGAGAAAACGUAUUAACCAAAAAAAUAAUUGGAUGUUGCUCUGUAUAUGUUUCCUUAUAUUUCAUUUUAUGAAUUAAAUAUUAAUUAUCUGCUUUUUAAAUUUUGUCUGUUUCUUGCUAUUUAGUAAUUUUUAUAAUUUCAUGCUUAUUACUUGAACAUAAUUAUAGGUGUCAGAGGAAACUUUAAAAAAAAGAAACUUUAAAAAAAAAAUUAACUAAAACAAAUACAAAUAAUUCAUUUUCUGAAAGAUGAAUAAAAUUUCUAUCAUAUUAUAUCAGCAUUUUAAUAAUAUGCCUUAAAAAAAUUGUAGUUUGAGGUACUUGAAAAGAAAAUUUUUCAUUAUUUUCUUUAUUCUUGGCCACUCCAAUGUCAUGGUUAGAGUAUAAAAUAGAAUUAACAAAAUAGCCAAUAUGAUUUCCGACUCAGUCUAAUUUUAAAAAAUUUAUACUUAAUGGGGAAUAGUAUUUUUUUCACCUUUUUCAAAGACAAAUAAAAGCUCUAAAUUGCCUGCACAGUAUAGAAUAACAAGCACAGUUGGUGGGUUAAGAUAUAACUCUUUUAAAAGUCAUAACUCAUGUUAUCCAGUUUAUAUCUUUUGAAUUUGAUUUUUCUAGCAAAUAGUCCCAGAAGUCCAACAAAAGUAUAAGAAAGUAACCCAUGACAAAUAUGAAGUGAAGCUGACAGUAGAUGAUCUGAACUUCUUGCCAUCUGAACUGUAAGUUGUGGACUGGAAAUUUAUGCAGACUUUUAAAGUUGUUUAUAUUAUUCUCAUCACCUCCAAAGAGAUUUCAUUUAAAUGUUAGUGUUAGCUUUUUUUUUUUUUUUUAAUAGUACUUUUAAAAAAAAUCUUUAUAAAUAUAACCUAGUCAAUUUACAAUUUUCUUCUAGGAUAGCUAUAGUUGCAACACAUUCACUUUAAUUGUUGCUUGUCUAAGUUGAAUAGUUAGCACUGUUCCCUCCAUCUCUAACUUUCGUAAUGUUGACAAAGUUACUUUAUUAUUUGUUAAAUGUCAAAACCCGGUCAUAAUUUAUUGUUCACAUCACUAACUGAGUACAUUGCUUGAACAUAUAUUUUGUGACAAGCUGUUAAGAAUAACUCACUUCAACAAAAAAAAACUUGUCUGUUAACAAGAAACUGGGAGAACCACAAAUGGUAUUUUCAUUGGCACAUACAAUUAUUAAAAAAUUAUUUUAUUUUUUGCUGUUGUUAUAAAAUAAAAUAAUAUAUAUAUUUUAUUUGAAAUAGCAUUGGUGGAGUUGUUUUGUCUGCCCAUGGAGACAAGAUCAGAAUCAACAACACAUUAAAUGAAAGAUUAAAACUGAUUUCAAGACAGGUGAGUACUUAAGUUAGGUCUUGCCAUUUAGAUUUUGACUGCCUCAAUAUUGUAAGCUUACUUAUUGCGGCCUUGGGUUAACUGUUUGUUUAAAAAAUGCAAUAGUGCAAUAUUCUGUGCAGCUCAUAGUUUCAUCUGGUUUGCAUUAUUCUUCUAUUCCUAGAUGCAACCAGAGGUACGUGAAACACUCUUUGGACCAAAUCCCAACCGCAAAUUCAAGGAUUAACUCAACCGCUUGAUUAGACCAAACCAUUUGUAGUAUCAACCCACGAUUAGACUUUUGAUGUAAUAUCAGUGAACAUCUAGAAUAUUGAUGACAUUUCUCAUUUAAACCAGAGUGUACAUUUUAUUUUGUGCUGCCAUGAAGGGACACACCUUUGUUUUUACUUAAAUACACAAAUAUAUAUAUGUUUUAAGACAUUCUGUAACAAUUAAAUAAAAGAUUGAAUCUGUACUGGCUCAUUUGAACAUUCCAUUACACAUGGAGACUGUAAGGUAGCUCUUAGACAUUUGUUUUCCUGACAUGAUGAUACAUCAAACUCCUGCUGUAUAGUUAGUUUUUCCACAUCUCAACACUUAUUUGCAGGAUGAAUAGAAUUGUAGUUAUUUAUUGACUUGACUGAGUUUAGUCAGAUAUAUUUGAGGAUGUGCCUGGAGACUUUAGACAGUCAUUUUCUUUGCCUGAAAUGAUUUAAUCACUGCUAAAUUUGUCCAUUAUGCCAUUUUUAUUUUCUUUAUGAAUUGAUGCUGCUUAAAUGAAUAAUUGGUUUUAUUUGUGUUCUUUGACUGUACCCAUGUUGUAAGUGUUGAGUAAUCAGACACUGUUGUAUGUGUAGACUUGUAAUCACAUAUUACCCUAACUACGCUAGACUUCCAUAUCAAAGCACUAAACUUGUAUCCUCCCCUGUAAACCUGUGGUGUACCUGGUGGAGUUGUCUCCACUCAAACCCCACCUCAUCAUUCAUGGCUGUGAUUCUUUGAAAAGGACAAACAUAUAAUCAUUGUAUACUUCAGUGUUGUCUACCUGUAGGCAUUAUCGAACCCUGCAGCCAAUAUUCAUGAUAAGGUGCUGUUUAAAAUAUAUUUUUGUCAAAAGUUGUUUUUUCUUAAAUUCCCCCCAUGCCUAUUUCGAAUAUGGAAGUGCAUAAAGAAAUUUUACAUUUUAUUUUGUUUCAUUGAUAUUGUUUUUGCUAAAAACCAGUUUCUUCAAACAUAUGAUGAAAGGCACACAUGUAUGACUUUUGGCACCCAGGUCAAGAUAUAUAAAAUCCUAGUAAAAAAUAAUUGGUUCUUUCUUUGCAAUAAUGUAUCACCACUUUAGGUAAUUGUAAUAAAGCAUUAUCUUUUGAAAACAUUGAAAUUUACAGUCAACUGAGUGUGUUGCCCCUCUUGGCAGAUUUCAAAAUAUCUGGUAGCUUCCUGCAGCUGUAGCUGGUCGAAUGCAACUACUUAAAGAAACACAUUAGAUAUGUGAGCUUUUUUACUAACCAUGACAGUGUGUGGAUUAAGGGCAGAUUUUGUUGUUCUAUACUACAUGGGAAUGUUAUUUGUAUGAUGUUUAUGGUUUACUAUUUACUUAUCUCAUAUUUUCAUUAUUCCCAAUCAAUUUUCUUAUUUAAGCUCUCAUAGUUUGUGAAUGCUAUUUGUUUCUAAUCUAACUGGUUGUUAGUGCUGGUGUUCAGUGAUCUGUAUGAACUAGGUAUGUUUUAAAGAGUUGAUUCAUGUCUGAUGAAUUGGUUUAUACAAUUGUUUUAGUCAAACAUUUUUUUUUCUUUAACUUCAUUAAAUUAAGACUGCAUGAACUUUGAAUGGUGACUGUAAUCUGUGUAGCCCAUGUUGUCACUAGUAUCAAAGGGAUGCUGAAGUCUAUGUACACAAGAGAUGUAUAGAUAUAGAUUUUUAUGUUCCUCUAAUGUCAUUAACUGAAAAUAAAAAAAAAAAAUCAAUACUGUAUCC
This is a messenger RNA of Lymnaea stagnalis (great pond snail), 5858 nucleotides long. Lineage: Eukaryota; Metazoa; Mollusca; Gastropoda; Lymnaeidae. The record is from the annotation of a GenBank genome assembly.